AUGUCACACUGCCUCUACUGUGAAACAUGGAGGAAGCUCUAUUAUGAUCUGGGGCUGCUUGGCCUCAUCUGGUACAGGGUGUGGGGAAUCUCUGCAAGGUCAAUGAAACCUCAAGAUACUACAGAGAAAUGUUCUGCCCAGUUUUCAGAGACUUUCACUGUUUCAGUGAGGUCUCCUAUCACAGUCCAGCAAGGCCAAACAGCCAUCUUACCCUGCUGGCGCAGCUCCUCUCAGAGUGCAGAACAUCUAGAGGUACGCUGGUAUUUGGGCAGUGAUGGAUUUGAUACUCCAGUCAUGCUUUAUAAGGGAAAAGCUUUUGACCAAACAUCCCAGAAAGCUUCAUACACUGGCCGAGUCUCAUUUGGCUUAAAGGAAGGAACAUCAGCAGGGUUAAAGUCAGGUGAUGUCAGCCUGAAGCUGGAAAACACUAUGAUUGAAGACACAGGAACCUACACUUGCUUUCUCAGCAGCUCUGAGGAAUAUGCCAAUGCUGCUGUUAGUCUGACAGUGACAGAAACUGGACGUCAUCCUCUCCUUUCUACAGUGAUUAAAGACGAUAAUAAUGUUAAUAUAAGCUGUGAAUCUGAAGGCUGGUAUCCAAAGCCUGAGCUGCACUGGUCAGAUGGGAUAAAAGCUCUCACUCCUGGUGUUGUGGUGUUUGAGAAAACCUCUGCAGGACUUUAUUCACUCCACAGUUGGCUCCUCCUCCCAAGUUUGUCUGAGGUCUCCUGCUCUGUUGGGCUUCCCAAUGAAAUACCAAAGGAGGCCAGAAUGCAUAUUAAACAUUCACCAUAUGUACAAGAAGAGUCAGGAUGCUCCCCAGCUGGAUGGGUGGCCUUUGGGAUACUUCUAGCAGCUGUAUUAGCUGCUGGUGGAGCACUGUACUUCAGAAACAAAGCACUGUACUUCAGAAACAAAGGAGGAAAACGCACAAGCAGCCCUGAAGAAAAUGAACCCCUUUUGUCUAAAGAUUUUCUGCUAACUGCUCUAUCAGAGGCUUCCAAACACUAUGUGAAUGUUCAACUGGUGGACACAGGAAACCCGCUGAUUAAAAUGAGCCGUUCUUUAUUGAGAGAUAAUCAAGUAGAGUUUCCAGAUGGAGACAGAGUUACCUGUCUCACAGCAGUCAGAGGAUCACCUGGCUUCUCUUCUGGACGACACUACUGGGAGGUUUCCUUACUACCCUUAUCAAAUGUAAAUGCAGCAAUGCCACUUAAGAAGUCCUGGUGGAUCGGAGUUACAGAUAAACAAGAAAUCCCUAAAGAUCAAAGUUUUCCUCUAUCCAUCCAUGGUUUCUGGUUCCUUUCUUCUUGUCCUGAUAAAGAAAAUAGUGUUCAGUUUAACAGUGAAACACAGAUAAAUGUUCCUGUCCAGUCAAGAUUAAAAACAGUCAGUGUUUAUUUGGACUAUGACAACGGAGAGCUCUCCUUUUAUAAUGUGGAAGAAAAAUGUCUGAUUGGAACUUUGACAGCCAAAUUUUCAGGGGAAGUGUUCCCACUUUUUAAUCCUGGGAAAGGUGACGUAUCAUGUAUGGAGAUAAUACAGAGACCUGAGCAGGAUCAGUCAAAAACCAGUGCUCCCAAUGAGGGAAGAAUUAAUCCUGAGCAGGAUCAGCCACCUAAGAGUGAGAAUUUAGACAGAGAAAGUUAA
Messenger RNA from Cyprinodon variegatus (sheepshead minnow), 1650 nucleotides. RefSeq names its product butyrophilin subfamily 2 member A2-like. Lineage: Eukaryota; Metazoa; Chordata; Actinopteri; Cyprinodontiformes; Cyprinodontidae. Gene Ontology annotation, molecular function: protein binding. The transcript has 9 exons. The record is from RefSeq and is a predicted model, not a curated record. Bases 1 to 1650 code for a protein of 549 amino acids.